UUCCAAAUCUCUAUACACUCUCUGUUCCGCUUUAUUCGCUUAGGUAUACGGCUUCCAUUCACAAAGUAUACGUUUUAGUCAUCACCAAUUGAUUGUUGGAGAAGGAUGUCUAGCGCAUGUAGCGACAAGUCAUCAUCGUCGUCGAUGACCGGCGGUUUAGGAGGAGGGGAAAAGGAAAUCAUGUUGUUUGGUGUGAGAGUUAAAGUUGAUCCUAUGAGGAAAAGCGUCAGUCUCAACAAUCUGUCACAGUACGAGGAACCAAAUACUAACAACAACAACAAUAGCAACAAUGGUGGUGAUAAUAUCAACGAGUCUUCUAAAGUGGUUGAUGAAGGUUAUGCUUCUGCAGAUGAUGCUGUUCAACACCAGUCCAACAGUGCUCGUGAGCGUAAGCGAGGAGUUCCAUGGACGGAGGAAGAGCACAAGUUAUUCCUUUUAGGAUUGCAGAAAGUGGGAAAAGGAGACUGGAGAGGAAUCUCUAGAAACUUCGUAAAGACUCGCACACCGACGCAAGUUGCUAGUCAUGCUCAGAAGUAUUUCCUCCGCCGAAGCAACCUCAACCGUCGUCGUCGCCGAUCCAGCCUCUUUGAUAUCACCACUGAUUUGGUAUCAGUAAUGCCAAUAGAAGAUGGGGAAAAUAAGCAAGAAAUCCCAGUUCUAGCACCAGCAACAUUACCUACUGCAGAAACUACCAAAACCAAUGCAUUUCCGGUGGCACCAGCUGUUGGUCCUAUCAUGUUACCAGCACAGAUUGAUAAGUCAAGAGAGAGUCCAACUCUGUUUCAACGAGAUCAAGGGAAUUCAUCGAUGCUGGUUCGUCCUGUUCCUAUGUUUUCAAUGCCCAAUCCAUCAACAAUGAUCGACCUUAACGCGAACCAGAACUCAACAAUUGAGCCAUCGUCUUUGUCACUGAGAUUAUCCUUGUCACUAGAUCAAGGACAAGCAUCAUCUACUAGACACCCGGCAUUUAAAGUGAUGUCAAGCUUCAGCAAUGGAGAAAGCAUCAUCAGAGUGGCAUGAGAUCAAAGCAUCUCUGAAAAAAUGAAAGCAAUAUGGAAACCAAAAAAAAUAGGACGAGUGAGUAAGGGUUCAUAAUUAUAAUUUAUAUGUUCAGGAAAUGUUUAUUUAAGGAGAUAUCCAUGUGAUUAAUUGACUAGACUUCUGGUCCUGAUUUGUACAGACCAGAAAUAUGUCAUGCCUUGUGGUACUGUUUAAUGCUAAUCUUAUUUAACUA
This is a messenger RNA of Lycium ferocissimum, 1234 nucleotides long. Its product is annotated as transcription factor MYB1R1-like. Bases 106 to 1020 code for a protein of 304 amino acids. The transcript is spliced from 3 exons. Gene Ontology annotation, molecular function: DNA binding. Gene Ontology annotation, biological process: response to auxin; response to gibberellin; response to ethylene. The record is from RefSeq and is a predicted model, not a curated record. Lineage: Eukaryota; Viridiplantae; Streptophyta; Magnoliopsida; Solanales; Solanaceae.